GGACGCGGACCGCGUCCGACUCGAUGAGCCGGAAUCCGUCCCGCCGUUCAAAAGAAGGGAAGGGGUGUGACCCGGUUGAAUGAAGGGCGACGGGAGACCCGGCCCCGGUGCCCGCCGAGGGUCCCCGCCUCGGCCGCCUCGCGGUCGGCGCCGUUACCGAUCCCUGUCGAUAUUCCCCCUCCAGCGCGGCGACGGCGGAGGGGACGCGCUGGGCGAUCACGGGUCGCGCGAUCCCUCCUCCUCGGCCCAAGUCGACGACCCGGAGCGGAGACGCACGCGGCGUCCCGAAGACGUCGCCCACGGGGACCGCUUCGGGCGGGGCGGCCUCGCCCUUCCAGAAGCCGGUCGGGCCGGCGAUCCCUCCGGGACCCCGACGAGGCAAGGGGACGCGGCCGGCGGGCCCGACGCCGAUGUUCUGUACGACGCGCCGUGCUCCCGGGUGUCAGAUCCGGCCGACCCCGAAGAGACGGGGGCCGCCGGCGAAGAGGGUCGUCCUCGGACCCCUCCGGGCGACGGAGCCUCGGGCGACCCGAGGGGGCUCCGGGAGGCCGGCGACGCGUCCCCCGAGAUCGCCGGGUUUGAUCGGAGGAGGAGCAGCCUCGGGGAUCGUCUGAAAAGAACCAUGGCCCUCAACGCCAAGGCGCCGCCGCCGCCGCCGGUCUCGAGGACUAGGCGGCUCAAGGACGCGAUCCUGUCGGAGCAGCUCGCCGCGGCCAGGGAAGCGGCGGAGUCUCCCUCCGACGACAUCGGUCCUUUCUAUUCGUUGCCCGGCAGAGUUCGAGAGCUCUUGGCCCGGUUCAGAGGGAUUAAAAAGUUAUACGAAUGGCAGCACGCCUGUUUAACACUGAGCUCCCUGCAGCAGAGAAAGAAUUUAAUAUUUUCACUGCCGACCAGCGGAGGGAAGACGCUCGUAGCUGAGAUUUUAAUGCUUCAAGAAUUGCUCUGCAGGCAGAAAGAUGUUUUAAUGAUCCUUCCGUAUGUGGCUGUUGUCCAAGAGAAGAUCAGGGGCUUGUUACAUUUCGGAAUCGAGCUGGAUUUCCUCGUCGAAGAAUACGCUGGCAGCAAAGGAAGAUUACCGCCAGUCAAAAGAAGGAGAAAAAGAUCCGUCUUUGUUGCCACCAUAGAAAAAGGUCACAGCCUGGUGAACGCCCUGAUUGAAACGGGAAGAAUGAGCGACUUGGGCCUGGUUGUGGUCGAUGAGCUGCACAUGAUCGGUGAAGGAAGCCGUGGGGCCCUACUGGAGAUGACCCUGGCAAAGAUUCUCUAUACGAGCCAAGCCACCCAAAUCAUCGGAAUGAGCGCGACAUUAAACAACGUUGGAGACCUUCAGCAGUUCCUGCGAGCCGAGUAUUACACCGGCGACUUCAGACCGCAGGUCGAAUUAAAAGAGUACAUUAAGAUAAACGAUACGAUUUAUGAAGUUGACGACAAAGCCGAGGCGGGCUUUACUUUCUCCCGCCUCCUGGAGUACAAGUAUUCCGCCGGUCAGCAGAAGCUGGAUCCCGAUCACGUGGUGGCAUUGGCGACCGAAGUCAUUCCAGAUCAUUCCUGCCUGAUUUUCUGCCCUACUAAGAAGAACUGUGAAAAUGUAGCGGAGAUGAUAUGCAAGUUCUUAAGCAAGGAAUACGUAAAGCACAGGGAAAAAGAAAAAGCUGAUGUCAUCAGAAACCUAAGGGCCAUCGGGGAUGGCAGCUUCUGCCCUAUUCUGAAGCACACGGUUCCAUUUGGAAUUGCCUAUCACCACAGCGGCCUCACUAACGACGAGAGGAGACAAAUAGAGGAAGCAUAUUCCGCAGGAGUCAUCUGUCUCCUGGCGUGCACGUCCACCCUGGCUGCCGGGGUCAACCUUCCCGCUCGCAGGGUUAUUUUGAGAGCGCCCUACAUCUCCACAGACUUCCUGAAGAAGAACCAGUAUAAACAGAUGAUUGGCCGUGCUGGUCGAGCUGGAAUAGACACUGUUGGAGAGAGUAUUCUUAUAGUGCAAGAAAAAGAUACACAUCUGGUACGGAGUUUAGUGGGCGGUCCACUGGAGAACUGUUACAGCAACCUCGUGAAGGAAAUCACCGGGGGAAUUCAGAGCUUACUCCUGUCUGUAAUUGGGCUGAAGAUCGCCAGAAAUGUCGAGGAAAUCUAUCACUUCAUGGGUGGCACGUUCUUUGGCGUCCAGCAGAAGAUUCUCUCGAAAGAAAAAAGCCUCUGGGAGAUAACGAGAGAAUCUCUGGAGUGCCUGAUAAAGAAGGGGCUUCUCCAAGGGAAGAUCACCUGGGAAAAUGAAGAAGAAGCCCACGGUGAUUUGCGCAUCACCAGGUUGGGCCAAGCCUCAUUCAAGGGGGGCAUUGACUUGGCCUAUUACGACGUCCUCUACGAAGACUUGAAGAGAGGUCUCCAAGGCCUCGUCCUCGAGAGCUGCCUUCAUCUCAUCUAUCUGGUGACUCCUUAUGACAUGAUUUCGCUGUGUAACCCUGACUGGAUGAUCUAUUUCCGACAGUUUAGUCACCUCUCCUCAGCAGAACAAAACGUGGCAGAAAUCCUUGGGGUCCCUGAAAGCUAUAUAAUGAGGAAGGCUUCAGGUCAAGCCAUAAAAAAGACCGUGGAUAAGAGUAUCGUCAACAGAUUCUACCUGUCCUUUGUUCUCUACGCACUGCUCAGAGAAACGGACAUCUGGAAGGUGGCCGAAAAAUUCCACCUGCCCCGAGGAUACGUUCAGAAUCUCCUUUCGAGGGCUGCCGCGUUUUCUUCGUGCGUGCUGCGUUUCUGCGAGGAGCUGGAAGAGUUCUGGGUCUACAGAGGUCUCUUCGCAGAACUUACUAAAAAACUGACCUUUUGCGUGAGGACGGAGCUCAUCCCUCUCAUGGAGGUUGCAGGAGUUUUAAAGGCUCGAGCUGAGCAGUUACACGGUGCCGGCUACAGGUCUUUGGCCCACCUCGCCAACGCGGAUCCCGGCGUGCUGGUGAGCACCGUCGACCGCCUGUCCCGACAUCAGGCCAGGCAGAUCAUUUCGUCGGCGCAGAUGCUGUUGCGUGAAAAAGCAGAAGCUCUCCAGGCCGAGGUGGACGAUCUGUGGCAGCUGCCGGAUGACAUCCCCCCCGACGCCCUCCGACGGCCGCCGUGACGUCCCCGAGCGUGGCAGAGGGCCGCGGUCGCACGCGGAUGCUUUCAAACGAGAGAAUAAAUACGUUAAAAAAAAAAAAAA
Messenger RNA from Ornithorhynchus anatinus (platypus), 3193 nucleotides. RefSeq names its product helicase, POLQ like (gene HELQ). The transcript is spliced from 17 exons. NCBI's taxonomy places the organism in Eukaryota, Metazoa, Chordata, Mammalia, Monotremata, Ornithorhynchidae. Bases 80 to 3112 code for a protein of 1010 amino acids. The record is from RefSeq and is a predicted model, not a curated record. Gene Ontology annotation, molecular function: nucleic acid binding; ATP binding.